CGCAAUGCUGUCGCAAAUUUAUUCGAGGAAAAUUAUCCAACACGUGGCAGCCGGUGCAAGAAACUUUUACAGGAACUCAUACGAUUCAAAUCAAGAUGCAACGGAAGUUGAAAUCCCCGUACCGUGGGGCAAGAUAGCUGUUGAUGUUCACUGAUCUAACCUCAAAAACCCAUUUCAUCAUGGUUAUGUUCAAGAAAACGCAUUCGUAUCGUAACUGUCGUCUGUACAAAUAAUGACACUUGACCGUGACCGAAUGGAUGGAGCUUAAAAAUUUGGAUAGAUACAUCAUUUAUUUGGACUGUAAAUGGUGGGGGCCAAAAGACCGGCAGCCAAUUUUGGCGUUUCACGGAUGGCAGGAUAAUGCAGCAACGUUCGAUACGUUGAUCCCGUUCCUACCCAAGGGAACUUCUGUACUUGCAAUGGAUAUGCCCGGCCAUGGAUAUUCAUCCUGGUUACCAGCUGGAAUACCAUAUUCAUUGAUGAACACUGUCCUACUAGUUAAAAGGAUAGUCAAAUAUUACGAUUGGAGGAAAGUGAAAUUCAUGGGUCAUUCGAUGGGCAGCAUGGUCGUGUUUUUAUACGCAUCGUAUUUCCCUCAAGAAAUGGACUUUGGCAUCGGUAUCGACCUCGUGAAGCCACCCUCUAUAGAUGUCAAUAAAUAUUCCAAAAUAAUCGCCGAGCAUGCAGAAAAUAUCCUUAGAAUAGAGGCUAGGACAACGGAUCCACCCACUUACGGUGAUGAAGAAAUUAUGCACAAAUGGAUAAAGGGAACACAAUAUUCUUUGGACGAGGCUGCUUGCAGGCUGCUCAUGAAACGAGGAGUUAAAGAAGUUGGAAAGGGCGAAUUUAUAUUCAGUAAAGAUCCAAGGCUGAUCACAUAUACUUCUUUUGACUCAGGCUACACCCAUGACCACAUCUUAAAGCUAGCCGAACAAAUCACUUGUCCAUACAGGCUGAUUAAAGCUUCGGAUUCACCUUUUUAUCAGGAUAAGAACCUGGUUCUCGAAACUGUUGAGAAAAUGAGUAUAAAUAGUUCAGACUUUGCCUAUACCGUAGUGCCUGGUAAACACCAUUUACAUUUAACACAUCCUGAAAGAGUGACCGAAAUACUCAAUCCAUUUUUAGAAAAGCACAAUAAAUAGGGUUUGUCAGAAUGUCCUAAUGUAUAUACAGACUAUAGAUGUAAAUUAUUUUCAUUGUGAAAAUCUAGAUAAAUCUAUUCUACUUUCAUUUGGGUAAUUAACUAGCAUAAAUGUACUUCCAUUAAUACUACAUUGGAUGCGGUACACACUUGAAGAAAUGUGAUGCUUGUUGAGAAAUUUAGAAUUGUCAAUGGAUGAAGUAAGUAUUCCAAUGACCCGCUAUUUCCUUUAUAACAAAGAAUUCUGAGUAAGAUUAGGGAAUACGAUUUCACGUUUUCGUUUAAAAAUAAUUCGAUAUUCAAAUGCAUGUAAUGGCAGGCGGUCAAGAAGGGAUGUGUAACAUCGCCUCAUAGUUUGUCGUUAUAACACAAUGUGUACAUAAUAUAUAGAACGAUACACCGUACUCUGUAAAUUACCCAAAAUCCAUAUGUAUUAUAGUAAAUUAAAUUAUUUCCCA
Molecule: messenger RNA, 1599 nt
Organism: Diprion similis
Lineage: Eukaryota; Metazoa; Arthropoda; Insecta; Hymenoptera; Diprionidae
Product: probable serine hydrolase
Exons: 3
Coding region: 258-1142 (294 amino acids)
Source: RefSeq, a predicted model, not a curated record